Molecule: messenger RNA, 884 nt
Organism: Ylistrum balloti
Lineage: Eukaryota; Metazoa; Mollusca; Bivalvia; Pectinida; Pectinidae
Product: coiled-coil domain-containing protein 137-like
Exons: 7
Coding region: 35-883 (282 amino acids)
Source: RefSeq, a predicted model, not a curated record
CACGGCUAUGUUUUAAUUCGCCUUUAGGGUAAACAUGGGUAAAAUUGGUAAACCACAGAAAAGCAGAAAACAUAAGAAGGUGUUACCGUUCGACCCGUCACUUGAAGGUGACAGAAAGAGCUUUAGGCAAGACAAAACGGCAAACAAGCCUCCUAAAAAUGAAGAGGAACAAGAAAUACCGAGGAAGCUACAAUAUUUCAUAGAUCAUAAAGGAAGUUUUCCAGAGAAGAAAGUGAACCGAAGAAAUAGGUUUAAAAAACAGAAAAAUGACGACCAUGCAGAAAAAGGCAUGACAAAGCCUAUGAUGCCAGCACCAAGAUUUAUUCAACAUAGAAAUGAAAGUGAGGGAAAGUUCAUGGCAAGAGUUGAUAGAGAAACAAAGGCAGUUAUUUUGACAUCACAGUUGUCAGACAAAUAUCAGGUCGACUUUGAAGAACUUGAGAAUGGAAACAUAACGAAAAAGAAGAAAAAGAUGAAUAGUGCUAAAAAAAUGAGACUGAAGGAAAAGAAAACUCAUAAGAAAGAAAAGAAACUGGAACACCAGAUGGAGAAAAAAGGGGAUUUCUCAUAUCUCAAUGAUAAAGUACGAUUUGGAGAGGUUGCUAUGGCACCACCCACCUUGAAGAUUAAACCAAAAAAAGCACCUGGGUCCAAGGAUGCUAUUCCUAGGCCUGGUAAGAAAUCUCUACUUCUGAAGGAGAUUAUUGCUGGCAAUGCAAGAGAGGGCUUGGGAAGAAGCAUACUGUCAUCACGUGAAGUUGGUCAGACACUAAAACGAAAACAAAUGUCCCUUUCACAGCAACACACUAUGGACAGUGAACGAAACAAGGCAAUUAAGUUGUAUAGACAACUCAGAGACAAACAAAAUAAAACACCUAGCUGAU